Messenger RNA from Eleginops maclovinus (Patagonian blennie), 4919 nucleotides. It is a transcript of the gene hipk1a, whose product is annotated as homeodomain interacting protein kinase 1a. Gene Ontology annotation, biological process: smoothened signaling pathway; intrinsic apoptotic signaling pathway in response to DNA damage by p53 class mediator; peptidyl-threonine phosphorylation. Gene Ontology annotation, molecular function: protein tyrosine kinase activity; protein serine/threonine kinase activity; ATP binding. Lineage: Eukaryota; Metazoa; Chordata; Actinopteri; Perciformes; Eleginopidae. The coding region runs from base 395 to 3625 and encodes 1076 amino acids. The transcript is spliced from 16 exons. Gene Ontology annotation, cellular component: nucleus; cytoplasm; PML body. The record is from RefSeq and is a predicted model, not a curated record.
UGAAGAUGAUGAUGGAGCUCUGUCUGGUCGACAGUGCUCACUAUGAUAUUAUCUGACAUCUCCUCUGACAUUAGGCACAUUCUGCUCGCUUCACACACGAUGUGACUGCGGUCACAAAUGACCGGAAUGUUCGUAGCUAGCUAACGUUAGCCUGUUAGCUUAGCGCUCAUCCAUCCAUCGUGCUACAGCGAGAGAGAGCUCCAGCAGCAGCCGGCCAGCAGCUCCAUCUGAUCGGCUGCAGCAGCAACACGCCUCCCGGUCUUCUCGAGGAGGAGAGGAUGAUGAUGAUGAUGAUAAUGAUGAUGAGGAUGGAGAUGAUGAUGAUGAGGCCUUAAAUGUCAGACCGGUGUGUUCAUUCAUCAAAUACAGAUUUUUUUACCUUCAACCUGCAGACAUGGCGUCGCAGCUGCAGGUGUUCUCCUCUCCCUCCGUCUCCUCCAGUGCCUACUCCCGCUCAAAGAGGCUCAAAGUGGAGAACCCUGCCUGGGAGACCUCCAACCAACCGGGGGAUAAUGGUUACUACCAACAGAGCCCGACCCAGGGAGCCGCACCAUCCACCUCCGGCUCCAACUUCAACCCGGUGUACAACUCCAACCAGGGGCCCCCGCCAUCUUCUGGCUCCCGGGAACAGACGGUGGUGCGGGCGGCCGACAGCACAGGAAGCGUACGCGGACCUCCAUCCUCCUCUUCCUCCUCCUCCUCCUCCAGCCGUCGCGUAAAGGAUGCAGAGUCCUCCUCCCUCUACCACAAGCAGCACAGCCUGAAGAGGAAGAGUGAGGAGGUGGACAGCAGCGACAGUGUUCAGAUCCUGGAGGAGCUCUCGGCCCCCGUGGUGUCAAACCGAACCGGUGGUGGAGGAGGGGGGACGACCACAGCGCAGUCCAUAGCACACUCCACCUCCACCACCAAGAGCAGCACCUCCCACAGCGAGGGAGACUACCAGCUGGUGCAGCACGAGAUCCUGUGCUCCAUGACCAACAGCUACGAGGUGCUGGAGUUCCUGGGACGAGGCACUUUUGGGCAGGUGGCUAAAUGCUGGAAGCGCGGCACAAAUGAAAUAGUGGCGAUCAAGAUCUUGAAGAACCACCCGUCUUAUGCUCGACAGGGUCAAAUUGAAGUGAGCAUCCUGAGCAGACUGAGCACAGAGAACGCGGACGAGUUCAACUUUGUCCGCUCGUACGAGUGUUUCCAGCACAAGAACCACACGUGCCUUGUGUUUGAGAUGCUAGAGCAGAACCUCUACGACUUCCUGAAGCACAGCAAGUUCAGCCCGCUGUUGCUCAAGUGCAUCCGGCCCAUCCUGCAGCAGGUGGCCACGGCUCUGAUGAAGCUGAAGAGCCUGGGGCUGAUCCACGCCGACCUGAAGCCGGAGAACAUCAUGCUGGUGGACCCUCUGAGGCAGCCGUACAGAGUCAAAGUCAUCGACUUCGGCUCCGCCAGCCACGUGUCCAAAGCGGUUUGCUCCACCUACCUGCAGUCUCGAUACUACAGAGCUCCGGAGAUUAUUCUGGGCCUUCCUUUCUGUGAGGCGAUCGACAUGUGGUCCCUGGGAUGUGUCAUCGCUGAGCUGUUUUUGGGAUGGCCCCUUUAUCCGGGGGCCUCGGAGUAUGAUCAGAUUCGUUACAUCUCCCAGACGCAGGGUCUCCCUGCAGAGUAUCUGCUGAGCGCUGGAACCAAGACCAGCCGCUUCUUCAACAGAGGCCCCGACUCCAGCUACCCCCUCUGGAGACUCAAAACGCCCUCUGAGCACGAGGCGGAGAUGGGCAUUAAGUCCAAGGAGGCGAGGAAAUACAUCUUCAACUGUUUGGAUGAUAUGAUGCAGGUGAACAUGACAAACCUGGAGGGGACGGACAUCUUGGCAGAGAAGGCCGACCGGCGGGAGUUCAUAGACCUGCUGAAGAAGAUGCUGACGCUGGAUGCAGACAAGCGCAUCACGCCCAUGAAGACGCUGAACCACCCCUUCGUUACCAUGACGCACCUGCUGCACUUCCCUCACAGCUCGCACGUGAAGUCCUGCUUCCAAAACAUGGACAUAUGCAAACGCAGAUGCAGCGCUUUUGAGAACGGAAAGAACAUGUUCUCCGGCAGCAGCACCCCGAGCGCAGCCACCAACCUCACCGUCACCUUCAGCAGCCAACUGAACCAGCACAACCAGAUGUCCUCUACAGGAGGCCAGUCUCUGUCCCUCAGCAGCAACGUCCCGCUGCUCAACUACCAGCCCGGCCUUUACCAGCAGGCCACCAUCAACAUCCCCGGCCUGACGCAGCCCGGCGUCCCGCUGCAGAGCCGCCCCCCCCAGCUCUGCACCCAGAACGAACCCUUUCAGCAAACCCUCAUAGUGUGCCCCCCCACCAUCCAGGGUCUCCAAUCAUCCAGUAAGCCCUCUGGUUUUCCGGUGAGGAUGGACAGCUCCGUCCCCUUAGUUCCUCAGAACCAGUCCUCCCAAUCCCUGCACAUCCAGCCCAGCAUGCUGGCACAGCAGGGCUGGCCAGCUGGCACUCAGCAGAUCCUCAUCCCCUCCACAUGGCAGCAGAUGCCCGGCAUGGCCCUCCACAACCCGGGGCAGAACGUGGUGCCGGACUCCCCCAUGGGGGCCCCGCUCUCCGACAGCCAACAACAAGCCCCUGCCUGGAGGGGUCGUCAUGGAAGCCAGUUCGAUGGCGUCAGUCACGCUGCCUCCCAAAGCAGCAGCUCCAGACCCCAACAGGGCAAGAGGGCAAAGGCCCGACAUGCAGAGAGCAGAGCCAGGCCUGUGUCCUCGGCCUCUGUGCUCCACAACACUUCUGCUGGAGACCAGUCCCAGCCCAUCGUCAUCUCAGACACCCCCAGCCCGGCCGUCAGCAUCAUCACCAUCCACAGCGACUCGGAGGACGACGACGACGACAGGAAGUUCCCCGCUGGCUGCUCUGGAGCGAGCCAGCGCACCAACGUGAUCAGCUGUGUGACGGUGCACGACUCCCAUGACUCCGACUCCUCCAACAGCAGCCCUCUGAGCACCAAGACCCCCCCGCAGCCCGCCCAGUCUCUGGCCGUCAUCGUGCCGUCUGUGAAGAGCCAGCCGGGGGAGAGCACGGGUCAGAAAGCUGCAGCAGCUCCAGGUCCUGCAGAUCAAGCUACUAGUGGCUCUGGAAAAUCCAAGAAAGCGUCGACUCAGCAGUCGGGUCGAACAGGAGACUCCAACACUGACCGCCAUCAGCGCAACACAUCCAGCCGAUCUCAGCCUCUCAACCUCAGUCAGGUACAGCAGUCUGUGAUGUCAUCUUCCCUCGACCCAACAGGAAGCAGUAUCUCCCUGAGGCGACAGCCCACGUACCCUCCUCCCGUCUCGUCCCACACGUCCUUCCGGCUCCAUGAGAACACCCUCUUCAGCUCCACCCCCAACCUGUACGCUUACCCCGCCUCUGCCGCCCUGGCCUCCGUCUCCCAGGCUGUGGACCAGAUGCAGGGGGGCCCGUCCCGCCACGGCAGGGCCUUCUCCUCCCUGGCGCUGCUGCAGAAGAGCGGCAGCCUGGGGGUCGCCCCGGCACAGUACGGUAACAACCAAAACCACCAACAGGGGGGGCAGCCUUUUCACCACGCCAGUGCUACUUACCAGAGAAAGCUCAACCAGUUCCCCUACCUGUAAACACGCAGCACCGACCAAAUGACCGAGACUAGAGACGAGCACAAGCUCAACGCAAGCGGCUUACUUACGUUUUCUGUUACCGUACUUAAAUGUGUUCAAAUGUCGUUAAAAAUAGUCAUAGAAGGUAUUUACAUUUUAAUCGUGGUUUGUUUUGAAGUCUUUUCCAACGUUUCAGUUUUUUGCGUUGCCAGGUACAGUCUCUACAGAUUUACAGAUGUAUUGUCGUGUUGGCUCUGCCCUCCAAAUACAUUAGAUUUGACAAGUGCUGACGCUUAGCUUUAAUUUAAGGUUUUCACAACACACAUCAGAGGAAGCAAGUAGCCCUUUUUAUACAAAGUCUCUAUAUGUAAAGGGACUAAUCAUACAGCUGCAUAUUCUACUACUCCUGAUGGUUUGCUAUCAUGUUAUGGCCCCUUUUUUUAUUUGAGGGAUUAGUGUUGAGGAGAAACAGGAACUUGACUACUUGCUGUGUCGUGCUGUUAAUAUUAUUAUUUGUAAUCUAUAUUAUGAUCUUCAGAAACGUGAAGUUGCUUUUCCACAAACACAAUCGCCUUAUCUAGUUCAAUCCGUCCAAUGUCAGCACAUCGUGAUCCGUUAGGAGUAUUAACGUUUUAUUUAUGUGUGUGUGUGUGUGUGUGUGUGUGUGUGUGUGUGUGUGUUUCCAGAGAAAAGGAGGAAGUGAGCUGUGUUAUUGUCUAAUUAUGUUCUUAAAAUGUUACUCAUGUUAAUUAUGUUUCCGUGCUGGCUCUAUACUUGAUUAUAGUUAUAUGUUUAGUAUAUAAGAUAUACAUUGGGCAUAGAGUACGGUUUGGUAUUGCAGUAAGAGGGGAUUUUCGAGCUUUUUUUUUACAGUUUUACAUUUAUUUUUAAGGUUGCAUGGGUCGGACAUGGAGUAGCAUUCAGGAUUGGUGCGUUAAAAACUGCAGCUGCAUUGAUUUUCAUCGUCGCUUGCAGAUAAAUAUGAAUGUUAUAUUUAAUUUGUAGGACAAACACAUUAAGGAUAUUGGGAAAGUGUUAAACCUGUGUCUUGUGAAGUGACGUCUGUGAUAUUUAAUUGUGUGCUUCAAAAUCUGAUUGGGCAUCACACUAUCACAUCAGAGCUAAUGCGUUCAAAACUGUGGAAAAAAAAGAGGAUUUAUAGAAAUACAAAUUGAUGUUCAAUGUCAAACUGCUUGUAAACAACUCAUCGGUUUGGUGGAAUGGUGGCUUUUGCUGUGUUGUGAGUGCUACACUACAAAAAACUCACAAUGGACCUUAACCCGUAUAUACGCAAUAAAAGCUUCUCAAAACAGAA